CACCUGGGGGCCUGACCCUGAGGGGCUGAGCAGCUGCCCCCACCGGUCGCAGACACACGGCCAGCUAGGCCCUCAUGGCUGCCCCCAGUGCCCCCGGCAGAGCCGCGUCCCCUCCGGGCCCCAGCGAGAGGCCUCGCCCCGGGAGCAGCAAAUCCCCAGCCAGCCCCAUCAAUUAUUAACAGCCCUGGGGCUGGAGGCUGCAGUGGGGCAGCAGCUCAGAGCUCCCCAGGCCCCGCGAUGGCACAGCCCCCCAGGCUCCUCGCCCCUCUCAGGCUGGGGCUGGCAGCAUUUCGCUGGCUCAGCACCCCGGCCACGCCAGGGACCCGGCUCGACCUGCGGGGCAUCUUCCCCCCGCUCACCACCCCCUUCACAGCCCAGGCGGAGGUGGAUUACAGCCGGCUGGAGGAGAACCUGCACCGCUACGCCAGGGUCCCCUUCCGAGGCUUCGUGGUGCAGGGCUCCAGCGGCGAGUGCCCCUACCUGACGCCCCAGGAGCGGCUGGCCGUGGUGAGCCGCGUGCGCCAGGCCGUGCCCAGGGACAGGUUGCUGCUGGCCGGAUCGGGCUGCGAAUCCACGCAGGGCACCAUUGCGAUGACCAUGGGCAUGGCUGAGGCGGGCGCUGACGCUGCCCUGGUGGUUACACCCUGCUACUACCGGGGCGCAAUGACCAGCGCAGCCCUGAUCCACCACUACAGCCAGGUGGCAGAUGCUUCACCAAUCCCCGUGGUGCUGUAUAGCGUCCCAGCCAACACCGGCCUGGAGCUGCCCCUGGAGGCCGUGCUCACCCUGUCGCAGCACCCCAACAUCGUGGGCCUCAAGGACAGCGGGGGCGAUAUUACCCGGCUGGGGCUGAUUGUCCACAGGACGCGGCCGGAGGAGUUCCAGGUGCUGGUGGGAUCGGCUGGAUUCCUGCUGGCUGGCUACGCCAUAGGUGCCUGCGGGGGGGUCUGUGCUCUUGCCAACGUGCUGGGAGCCCCGCUCUGCCAGCUGGAGCGUCUGUGCCAGGAGGGACGCUGGCAGGAGGGCCAGGCCUUGCAGCUCCGGCUCAUUGAGCCCAACGCAGCGGUCACCCGCAAGUUUGGGAUCGCGGCGCUGAAGCAGGCCAUGGAGUGGUUCGGGUACCACGGCGGGCCCUGCCGCGCCCCCCUGCGCCCGCUGAGCGAGGCCCAGCUGGAGGAGCUGCACAGGGACUUCAGCAUCAAUGGCUGGCUGUGACGGGGGAGGGGAAGGAGGUCCUCCCUCCUCUGCUCACCUUCCCCUCACUGGCACCCCCCUGCUUCCCAGGAGCCCCCAAGCCCCCUCGCUGCCCAGCCCCCAACCUUGCUGCCUGCCCCCUAGAGCUGGCCAAGGGGGUGCAGCCCCUCCCCCCACAAGCCCCCUGUGGCAAGGCAGAGCCAACCCACAGGCCUCAGCAAUAUGGCAGGUUCCCAGGUCCCUCCAACCCCUGCGUGGGCCCAGAGCCACCGUGCCCCCCCCCCACUUCCCUGGAGAGGCCUGGCAGUCCCGGAGCCGGGCAGCCCCAUGCAGCGCUGGGAGUGGGGCUGGGGCAGCGUCCCUGGUGCACCGUGAGCUGACAAUAAACCCCUGGCAUCCACGCUG
Molecule: messenger RNA, 1599 nt
Organism: Mauremys mutica (yellowpond turtle)
Lineage: Eukaryota; Metazoa; Chordata; Testudines; Geoemydidae
Gene: HOGA1
Product: 4-hydroxy-2-oxoglutarate aldolase 1
Exons: 7
Coding region: 238-1215 (325 amino acids)
Biological process (GO): N-acetylneuraminate catabolic process
Molecular function (GO): 4-hydroxy-tetrahydrodipicolinate synthase activity; N-acetylneuraminate lyase activity
Source: RefSeq, a predicted model, not a curated record